CCAUCGUCACCGCUGAUCGGCCAGGGAUCCCUCCUGACCUCAUCAGAUGCAGGCUCAUUUCCUUCUGUUUCCUCUUCCCUGGCACUGUGGCCUCGCCGUGACAUGCUGUACAGGGGAUUUGUGAUAUAACCGCCCCUUCUAUCUCCCGCCCUUCUGCCCCAGGGGAGAUCCCCACUCACUAUAACUCCCGGACACGCUCUUGUCAGGACACGGCCCGUCUCCCAGCACUCGGAGAGGACAGACUCACGGACACGGACUCAUCCAUGGCCAAGUCUGUGAUGCUGUUGAUGCUCUUGGCUCAGUUUGUCACCUCGGCUCCGCUUAUCGAUGUCUCACAGAUCCGAGUUUACCCUGAACACGGCAGCGUGGCCGGCGUGUUCCACGCGUGGCUCUCCAAAGGCUACGUCUUCAGCGCUUCCGAAGCGAGAGACGUGUGUGAGCGUCUGGGUGUGACCAUAGCGGACAAGUCGCAGGUGGAGAAAGCUCUCGCUCUGGGCUUCGAGACAUGCAAGUUCGGUUGGAUCAAUGAACAAGUCGCUGUUGUUCCCAGGAUCCAAGCCAAAGAAUCCUGUGGUAAAAACCAACUUGGGCUCAUUACCUGGCGUGCACCUGUCAGCUCGGCGUUCGACGUCUACUGUUUCAACUCGACAGAUUAUGAAGCUCACUUGGACUCGCCCGAGGAGAAUCCGAGCACCGCCGUAUCUCCUACAGCUCACACGUCUCGAGCUCAAUCCAAACUGGCAAAAACGACUCGUUCAGCAUCACGGGAUGAUCUGCAGUCAACUUCCACUAGUUUUCCUGAAUCUGUGGACCGGUUAUUAGUGAACGAUUCACAUGUGAACGACUCAUCUGUAAACGACUCAUCUGUAAACGACUCACCUGAAUCACAGGCCUUUAGCAAGACAAGCCGUACCACUGCAGUUGGGCUGAUCGCUUUGCUCACGACCGUCUUCGCUUUCCUGUUGCUCGCCGUUGCUGCCGUCUGUUACCUCAAAAAGAACAAAGUGGGCCGGUGGAACAAAAGCGAUCAGAGAGACAGAUCAGAGACUGAAAUUUGUGAAAAAACUCGAAAGGAGUCUCAGGCUGAGGUGAAAAACCAGCACAAAAUGACGUCGAACACAGACGACAUCAGCAUCACCAUCAAGACAGAGGAAGAGAACGGAACGUCUUCUCGACCAGCGACGACAGACAAACCCUCGCUCUGAGCUCCACGUCGGCUGGAACGCCUUCGUGCAAAUCUAUUUAUUUAUUUGUUUAACUGAACAAUCUUUUUUUUUUUUCUUUCAUAUUCUUCUGCUUUGACUUGUAUUGUGUGUGGCAUUUUAUUUCCUUUUGAUAUCGUUUUACAUUUCUAGUGAUAUUUUGUAUUUGUACAGUAGAUACAUGUUUAUGAAAAUAAACAAGUCAGAUUUUUUUUAAAUAAA
Messenger RNA from Tachysurus fulvidraco (yellow catfish), 1424 nucleotides. RefSeq names its product lymphatic vessel endothelial hyaluronic receptor 1a (gene lyve1a). Gene Ontology annotation, molecular function: hyaluronic acid binding; transmembrane signaling receptor activity. Gene Ontology annotation, cellular component: plasma membrane. Gene Ontology annotation, biological process: cell adhesion. The transcript is spliced from 6 exons. Lineage: Eukaryota; Metazoa; Chordata; Actinopteri; Siluriformes; Bagridae. The record is from RefSeq and is a predicted model, not a curated record. Bases 264 to 1205 code for a protein of 313 amino acids.